GAGGUGAUCUAUCAACAAAGUAGAGAAGUCUUCAUUUGCGAAAACCGUAACCCACUCCUAGGAUUAAACUAGAUGAUGGUUUAGUAGAUGGGUCAUAUUCACACGUCUAGAUGACCACAUCGAUGACGAAUUCUGUUUUUGGAUUUGGGAAUUCGAUGAGGCAUGAUAAUCAUCCACGCAUUCAUACAAUAUAAUCCACUUUGUCAUGGGCUUGACCAAAUUACGGUUCUUUUUCAUUCAUUAUCCUUACUCGUCACAAACGUUUAAUUUCUUAUGGACGUGGCAUUAAGUUUCUUCUGGAAGCGUGGAAUUUCUGAAUGGAAGAACAGACUUCUUUAGAGUACAACUUACUACACACUUCAAAUCAUUCCAAGACUAAACGACGGGUUCGAUGGAGAAUAUUCUUAUUCCAGAAAAGCCGAAUAUUAUUGUGUUUCAAAGACAUGGUGUUGCUAUAUAUGUUGAUAUUCCUCACAUUCACUAGUAGUGUUGUCAGGGGGAUGAGUAACGAUAUCUUACGACUGAAUAUACCUCCAAAUGAGCCCAAACUAGACCCCAACACAGUCUGCAAGACCUUCCCCGAUCUCACACAGAGACAGUACGGCCUUUGCAGCAUGUACCCCGACGUCACGGCAUCCGCCAUUCAGGGAAUUCAGGUAGGGGUACAUGAAUGCCAAAACCAACUCAAGGACAACAGGUGGAAUUGCUCAUCGUUGGAGAAGAAAAACAAAAACCCUCAUGCAAGUCCACUGCUGAAAAGAGGUUACCGGGAAACAGCGUUUGCCUACGCCAUUUCCGCUGCAGGCGUCGUUCACCAGGUGGCAGUAGCAUGCAGUCUGGGAAAACUUAAGUCCUGUGGCUGUGACAUGAGUCGACGAGGGAAAGUCAGAAAGUGGGAGUGGGGUGGAUGUAGCCAUAAUGUGGAUUUUGGGGAACAAUUUUCUAAGAAGUUUUUGGAUUCCAAAGAAAAACGUUCCAAAGACAUCCAUGCUAAAAUUAAUCUACACAACAACAGAGCCGGGAGACUGGCCGUUAUAAGAAACGUUAACAGGAAGUGCAAGUGUCAUGGAAUGUCUGGCAGCUGCGAAAUGCAGACAUGUUGGAAAGCUACACCGGAUUUUAAGGAGGUUGGAAAUCGUUUAAAGAGGAAGUACAAGUCAGCAAGAAAGGUAAAGGUGGACGUACUGAACAAAGUGAAAACACAUUAUAAGAAGAUCAGAAAGUACACCAGAAAAACAGAUCUUCUUUUCUACGAACAAUCUCCGAACUAUUGUGACCCAAAUCCUGAAGUAGAUUCACCGGGAACCUCUGGAAGACUUUGCAAUAAGACAAGUUCAGGGGCAGACAACUGUGAAACAUUGUGUUGUGGGCGUGGCUAUAACACACUCAGAGUGAGGCGGACAGAACGCUGCGACUGUAAAUUUCAUUGGUGUUGUUACGUCGUAUGCCAGACGUGUGUAUAUAACGAAUGGGUCACAGUUUGUAAAUAAUAUUCAUCUUUGUGACUGUUUUGUAAAUAUAUUCCUAUAUCUUUGUAAGGGUUUUGUAAUUUAGUUCAAGAAAAAGAAGUUGUUUAAUUUGUGACUAAGAAUGUGUGAAACUAAUGGUCAGAAGCAUUUUUAUAGCGCGAAUAUUUUCAGAUAUAAGCUUUCUAAAAUACAAUUCCAUGUUUUACUGUUUAUAAAAAUUAUCAUAUGAUUUUAAUCUUAUUGACCCCCCCCCCCUCCCACCUAAACCAAGAAUACAGUUCCAUUUUCAAAUGAAACUGCACUUGUUAUAGUAAUUUAUCAUAACACCUUUUCAAAUUUCACAAUAGCCGUUGAGAUAGAACUUUUGUUAUUUAUCACUUCAUAUCUUACAUUGUACGUUUCCCACAUUAUAUAACCUACAUUUCAAAUAUUGUUACUUUGAGGAACUUCAGGGGAUUUACAGUUCAUUAUUUUUUAUAACAUUUUUUCCACAUUCAUCGCAUGAGUUGUAUCUAAAGUACAUCCCCCGGAUAGUUCUUUAUUAACAUGAAUGAAUAUUAACUCGACGAUUGUACACGAUUUGUGUACUAGUAAUUUAUUAUUUUUUCUAAAUCCCAAUUUGUUUCAUGUUUGAAGAUUUCAACGCAAAACAUUUUCCUAAUAUAUGUAUUAUAUUUUUGGAGUUUAAUAAAGAAUUUGAAAACAGUUA
Messenger RNA from Ostrea edulis (European flat oyster), 2178 nucleotides. RefSeq names its product protein Wnt-10a-like. Lineage: Eukaryota; Metazoa; Mollusca; Bivalvia; Ostreida; Ostreidae. Bases 318 to 1490 code for a protein of 390 amino acids. Gene Ontology annotation, cellular component: extracellular region. Gene Ontology annotation, biological process: canonical Wnt signaling pathway; cell fate commitment; neuron differentiation. The record is from RefSeq and is a predicted model, not a curated record. The transcript has 6 exons. Gene Ontology annotation, molecular function: frizzled binding; cytokine activity.